Molecule: messenger RNA, 2454 nt
Organism: Oenanthe melanoleuca
Lineage: Eukaryota; Metazoa; Chordata; Aves; Passeriformes; Muscicapidae
Product: perilipin-3-like
Exons: 8
Coding region: 884-2233 (449 amino acids)
Biological process (GO): lipid storage; positive regulation of triglyceride storage
Cellular component (GO): lipid droplet; cytosol
Source: RefSeq, a predicted model, not a curated record
GGGCUGGCGGCCAUCGGGUCUCCUGGCGUUGAUUCACCAGGGAUGGGGACACUCGGAGAGGGUGGGGACAGUCCCACCUGAGGUGGGAACAAGCGGCAAGGGACACGUGGCAAGGGGACACCUGGGAUGGGGACACCAGGGGUGGGGACAACGGGGGCGGAGACACCUGGGGCGGGGGUGGAACAGCGAGCACGGGGUCCCUCGGGUGAGAGGUGCCCGGGCUGGGCUGUCCCCGCGCUGUCCCCGCUCUGUCCCCUCACUGUCCCCUCACUGUCCCCACACUGUCCCCGUUCUGUCCCCUCACUGUCCCCACACUGUCCCCUCACUGUCCCCACACUGUCCCCGCACUGUCCCCGCGCUGUCCCCGCACUGUCCUCGCUCUGUCCCCGCACUGUCCCCUCACUGUCCCCGUGCUGUCCCCACACUGUCCCCGCACUGUCCCCGCUCUGUCCCCGCUCUGUCCCCACACUGUCCCCUCACUGUCCCCACACUGUCCCCGCACUGUCCCCACACUGUCCCCUCACUGUCCCCACACUGUCCCCGCACUGUCCCCGCUCUGUCCCCGCUCUGUCCCCGCUCUGUCCCCGCGCUGUCCCCGCUCUGUCCCAUCACUGUCCCCUCACUGUCCCCGCUCUGUCCCCACACUGUCCCCGCUCUGUCCCCGCGCUGUCCCCGCGCUGUUUCCGGACUCCGCGACGAGCGCGCCCCAGCGCCAAGCCCCGCCCAUGGCCACGCCCCUCGCUCCUCAUUGGCUGAGAUCCGGCCCCGCCCCUCCGCUGAUUGGCUCCCGCCGCGCCCGCGGGUCCGGGCAGGGCGGGGCCCGGGGUCGCGAUCUCGCCCGGGGGUCGCGACAGAACCCCACCCCCACCCCCCCCCCGCUGCCAUGUCGGCCGAGAACGCCGCGGUGCCGGCUGAGGCUGAGCAGGAGACAGAGAGCGUGGUGAGCCGCGUGGCCAGCCUGGCCCUGGUGAGCUGCGCGUGCGGGGCCGUGGCCUCGGCGUACGGGCGCACCAAGGAGAGGCACCCCUGCGUGCGCUCCGUGUGCGCCGCCGCCGAGAGGGGCGUGAAGACUCUGACGGCAGCGGCAGCGAGCGGGGCCCAGCCCCUCCUCACCCGGCUGGAGCCCCAGAUUUCCACCGCCAACAAAUUCGCCUGCAAAGGGCUGGACAAGCUGGAGGAGAAGCUGCCCAUCCUGCAGCAGCCCCCCGAGAGGGUGGUGGCCGGGACCAGGGCGCUGGUGUCGGGCACGGUGAGCGGGGUGGUGGCGAGGACGCGCUCGGCGCUGGGGGCCGUGGUGGGCACCCGCGUGGGGCGGCUGCUGGCCACGGGCGUGGGCACCGUGCUGGGCAAAUCGGAGCAGCUGCUGGACCGGUACCUCCCCGGGACAGAGCAGGAGCUGGGGGCGGUGGCAGCCACAGAGGUGACCACAGGCACAGAGGAGACCGGGGACACGGAGGAGACCACAGGCAGAGAGGUGACCACAGGCAGAGAGGUGGCCACGGGCCCUGAGGUGGCCACGGGCCCUGAGGUGGCCGUGCAGGAGCGGCAGAGGCGGUGGCAGAGCUACUUUGUCCGCGUGGGCUCCCUGUCGGCCCGGCUGCCGCACCGGGCCCUGCGGCGCUCGCUGGGGGACCUGCAGCGGGCACGGCUCCGUGCCCAGCGGCUCCUGGCCCAGCUCCACCACGUCAUCCGGCUGAUCGAGGAGGGGCAGCGGGGCACGGACGGGCCCUGGCACAGCGCCCGCGAGCACCUGCACGGGCUGUGGCUGGAGUGGAGCCAGCAGGACGAGGUGCCCAUGGAGGACAGCGAGGUGGAGGCUCGGACUCUGGCCAUGCUGCAGGGGCUGCUGCAGCAGCUCCACACCACCUGCUCCCACCUGGCGGCCGGCGCCCGGGCGUUCCCCAGCAGCGUGCAGGAGACGGCGGGACACGUCCGGCACGGCGUGGAGGGCGUCCAGGCUUCCCUGGCCAGCGCCCGCUCCUUCCAGGAGCUGUCGGGGCUGGUGCUGGCGCAGAGCAGGGACGCGGUGACGCGGGCGCAGCUGAGCCUGGAGGCGCUGCUGGAGCACGUGGGGCAGCACACGCCCCUGCCCUGGCUCGUGGGACCCUUCGCCCCCGCGCUCGUCGAGUACCCGGAGGAUGUCCCCGUGGACAUGUCCAAGUGGGAGGGCUGUGUCACCGUGGGGGGGACGCACCGCGUGCCCGCUGCCCCCCAGGUCUGCAGCCAGCACUGAGCCGCUGAGCUGGGGGAGCCACGACCCCAAAUCCCACCGGGGAUGAGGGCGUGAUGGACUUGGUGCCCCAGUGUGGCUGUGGGAUGGUGGCACGUGGAGGACACAGCGUGAAUCUGUCUGGGAUCCAGGACUGCCCUAUGCCCCAGCAGCACUGGGAUUUCGUGUCUUAACAGCUUCAAACCAGUUUAAAGAGGAAGAAAACAACUUUUUUGGCCUUAAAA